This is a messenger RNA of Closterium sp. Naga37s-1, 606 nucleotides long. The record is from the annotation of a GenBank genome assembly. NCBI's taxonomy places the organism in Eukaryota, Viridiplantae, Streptophyta, Zygnematophyceae, Desmidiales, Closteriaceae.
AUGGAGGAGCGGGCGGCAGCCGUCCACGUGGAAGUUAGUCCUAUAGCAGUGAAGAUUGCGCUGCAGAUCACGGAGAGGGUGGCGAGAGACGGUGGGGCGGCGCUGAUAGUGGAUUACGGGGAGGACAGAAUGAUAUCAGACAGCUUGCAAGCCAUACGCAAGCAUGAGUUUGUGAAUGUGCUGGAUGCGCCUGGCUCGGCGGACUUGAGUGCGCAUGCCAUCCGCAAGCAUGAGUUUGUGAAUGUGCUGGAUGCGCCUGGCACGGCGGACCUGAGUGCGUAUGUGGACUUCGCUGCCCUCCGCCAAACUGUCAUCGACUCCAAGUUUCCGGCACGGGCAUACGGCCCCAUCACCCAGUCACAGCUGCUGGGGCGGCUGGGCAUCAACUUCCGCGUAGAGGCAACCCCUUCGUCCCCUCCUUAUGCCCCCUCUCUCCCCCCAUUUCCUCAUCCCCCAUCACCCGUCUCAACCCUUACAGUGCCGGCACGGGCAUACGGCCCCAUAAGCCAAUCACAACUACUUGGCCGGCUGGGCAUCAACUUUCGAGUGGAGGCGCUGCUGCGAGUGGCGUCGGAGCAGCAGGCGGAGGCUCUCAGGGACGGCUAG